CUAAUAUAAGCGCGGUAUUUCGCGGGUAUUCCUUGUGGUGACUCAAACGUGAAAUUACUAUAGUCACAGCACUGUUAAAUUCGACUGCUACGAAAUGGCGCAGAACAUCUUCCAUACCAACUACCCAUGGACGAGUCCAAAUGCCCCUUUCGUGGUUUCAGCGCCCAUGAUGAAGAUCACACUCGGCCGCCAUGCCGUCUCAGUCUCCGCAAGCGGCGGCAUGGGAUUUCUUGCCGGAGGCUUUGACUUGACUCCUUUAGCAAAGGACCUUGCAGAAGCAGCCGAGUUUACCGAAUCUGAGAACAUCCCUCUUCACGAUGGCAUGCUACCCAUUGGCGUUGGUUUCCAAAAUUGGGGAAGCGACUUGCAACUCGCCCUUGAAGCUAUCAAGAAACAUCCUGUUGCUGCUGUAUGGUUCUUUGCGCCAAAGCAACUAAGUGAUCUGCUCGAAUGGGCGCAAGAAAUCCGAGCAGCCACCAAAAACAAGACAAAAAUCUGGGUGCAAAUAGGGACUGUGGCCGAAGCCAUGGAGGUAGCGAAGACGACAAAACCGGACGUGCUGGUUGUGCAGGGUGCGGACUCUGGUGGCCAUGGCCUCGCGCAGCGAGCUAGUCUUAUGACUUUGCUCCCGGAAGUUGUUGAUGCUCUCGCUGAGGAGCGCAUCGACAUUCCUAUCAUUGCGGCGGGAGGCAUCAUGGACGGGCGAGGCGCUGCAGCUGCGUUGGCACUUGGAGCGCAUGGCGUGGCUCUUGGGACGAGGUUCCUAGCGGCUCGUGAGGCUGUAAUUGCCAAGGGCUAUCAAGACGAAGUAUUGAGAGUCACAGAUGGUGGAGUUAGUACUGUCUCGUCCACGGUAUACGACGUAGUGCGAGGCAUUCAUGGGUGGCCGCAAGCAUAUAACGGCCGAGGGGUGGUCAACAGAACGUACCAAGAUGCUAAACAUGGGAUGAGCACCGAGGAAAACGUUGAGCUUUACAAGCAAGCAAUGCAGCAAGGAGAUUCUGGCUGGGGACCCGAGGGCCGAAUGACGACUUAUGCAGGCACAGGUAUAGGCCUAGUCAGGGAGGUCAUGGCUGCAAGUGAAAUUGUGAGAAGCGUCCAGCAAGAAACUGUCCAGGUGCUCAAGAAGUCAGCAGCAAGGUAUUCCAGCUGAACUGGAGUAGCUUUGUGACACCGCAAGUGCGGAUAAUCAUCAUCCCUCUGAAUUGUAUACUGAAUCUCUG
Exophiala xenobiotica is the source of this 1223-nucleotide messenger RNA. RefSeq lists its product as uncharacterized. Bases 95 to 1153 code for a protein of 352 amino acids. Gene Ontology annotation, molecular function: nitronate monooxygenase activity. The record is from RefSeq and is a predicted model, not a curated record. NCBI's taxonomy places the organism in Eukaryota, Fungi, Ascomycota, Eurotiomycetes, Chaetothyriales, Herpotrichiellaceae. The transcript has a single exon.